CCCCAGACUAACCAACGAAUAUGUCACCCCCCAAGCCUACUAAGUCUCAUAAUCUCUUUCGAUGUGGCCAUCCAGGUUGUGGUGCAGCAUAUCAGCGAAGAGAACACUUGAAGAGGCAUAUUGUGCGUCAUAACGAAGGAGAACGCUUCUCGUGUCCUUACUGUGAGAGUACUUUAGCCCGGAGGAAUAUCAGCGACCUGUUACGGCGUCAUGUUCGAAAUUAUCACCCUGAGAGAAAGCCUCCACAGACUCGGGCAGUAAAGGCUUGCCAAAAGUGCCAUGCUCGAAAAGAACGCUGUGAUGGCGGACAUCCAUGCAGCCGGUGUCAACAACGGGGUUUGAGCUGUUCGCUUGAUGUCAACGCAACUGGGGACGAGAAGCAACAGGCGCUUGGAAUACAGGAGGAUCUGAGAACUGAGUUAAAUGCAUCAGUUCCCAACGCAUCACGGUGGAUCGCCCAGGAUUUCAUAGAUAUUUACUUCAGCGAAUUUCAUCCUGUCUGGCCUUUCCUUCAUAAAGGAACAUUUGACCUUACCAAGGAGCCUUGCAUUCUCAUACAGUCCAUGCUAAUGAUUGGACUAUGGAUCAAGGGUGACCGGGAGGGGCGGAAGUCGGCGAUGCAUUUCCAUCACAAAUUGCUGUCUGCUAUACAGGCACAAAAAUCCCGGUGGCAUGUGUCGGAGUCAACACCACAGCAUAUCGAGAUGAAACCUUGGCAGAUGCCGACAUACCAGAGCAUUCUUCUCCAGCUUAUAUUUGCUCUGCUCAUAGUUAAGCAGGAGGCGACUUUUGACCUGAACCUUCGUUGUCACCUACCAUCAUCCAAGUACGAACUACUCACAUCGCUCGUGGAAACCUGUCGGCAGCUGGGAUUGUUCUCGUAUCCGAAUAUGCUAGCUCAGCAUCCCCUUGAUGCGCCAGUAGCUCUCAUCUGGGUAAGUGUGGAAGAAGCUAAGCGAUUCGGGUUGGCCCUUUAUAAGUUAUGUCGGCUAUGUGGGCCAAAACAGCUAGUCGAUUCUGAUGGACAAAGUCACGGUGGCUCACAAAUGAGUGCACUUCUUACGCUCGCAGAUCUGGACUUUAGCAUGCCAGACAGUGAUGAGAUGUGGAAUGCGUCAUCGGAGGGACGGAGAAGCAUCCUACAAAAUAUGACUUUACAGCGCUCUUUUAGAGAUAACCGCGACACCAGUGGCUGGAUAUCCCAAGCAUCUGCCCACUUGCACGAUGAUUAUGUUAAUUUUGAUUGGAUUUGA
This is a messenger RNA of Aspergillus eucalypticola CBS 122712, 1253 nucleotides long. Its product is annotated as Zn(II)2Cys6 transcription factor. The record is from RefSeq and is a predicted model, not a curated record. Gene Ontology annotation, biological process: regulation of transcription by RNA polymerase II; DNA-templated transcription. NCBI's taxonomy places the organism in Eukaryota, Fungi, Ascomycota, Eurotiomycetes, Eurotiales, Aspergillaceae. The coding region runs from base 21 to 1253 and encodes 410 amino acids. Gene Ontology annotation, cellular component: chromatin. The transcript is spliced from 3 exons. Gene Ontology annotation, molecular function: DNA-binding transcription factor activity, RNA polymerase II-specific; zinc ion binding; RNA polymerase II cis-regulatory region sequence-specific DNA binding.